GUCGCCGCAGCUGUCCUUGAACUUGUUUUCGUACGGUUUAGUAACCGACUCGACUCGUGGACUUUGAGGACUUUGCCGAAGUGAGCUCGGCGCCCCUUCCCGCACCACUGGUAAAGAACUCACCAUGGCAUCCCUUCACCAGAUCAAAUUGUUGAAAACCAUGAGGCCCUUUGGAUCCUUGCGAUUCAAGCACAGCUCAAAUGUGAAGCUAAAUGAGGUAGUCAUCGUUGGAGCAGCUCGCACACCUAUGGGCUCAUUUUGCAGUCAACUUGCAUCUGUCCCUGCACCAAAACUUGCUGCUGUUGCCAUUAAGGCUGCGCUAGAGCGUGCAGGUGUGCCAAAAGAAGAGGUGCAGGAAAUAUACAUGGGUAAUGUUUGUCAGGCUAUGCUUGGCCAGGCACCAGCAAGACAAGCUGCUCUGUAUGCAGGACUUCCGAAAUCAACAGCCUGCACCACCAUUAACAAGGUGUGCUCCUCUGGUAUGAAAUCUAUCAUGCUGGCUGCCCAGGGCUUGAUGUGUGGCCAGCAGGAAGUAAUAGUGGCUGGUGGCAUGGAGUCUAUGUCCAAUGUUCCUUUCUACAUGAAGCGAGGUGACACUGGUUAUGGUGGCGUCACUCUUCAAGAUGGUAUUGUGUUUGAUGGGCUGACAGAUGUUUACAACAAAAUUCACAUGGGUAAUUGUGGUGAGAACACUGCCAAGAAUUUGGGUAUCUCCCGCAAAGAUCAAGAUGAGUAUGCAGUGCAGAGUUACCAUCGCAGUGCGGAGGCUUACAAAUCUGGUGCCAUUAAAGAGGAGCUUGUACCUGUGAAUGUUCCCCAAAAGAAAGGCAAGCCUGAUCUUGUUGUAAGUGAGGAUGAGGAGUACAAGCGUGUGAACUUUGAAAAGUUUGGAAAACUUCCCACUGUUUUCCAGAGAGAGGGUGGCACAGUCACUGCUGGCAAUGCAUCAACUUUAAACGAUGGUGCUGCAGCAUGCGUUUUGAUGACCCGUGAAGCUUCUGAACGCUUGGGAGUUACACCUAUUGCGAGAGUUGUAGGAUUCCAUGAUGCAGAAACAGAGCCCAUCGACUUCCCUAUUGCUCCUGUUUUUGCUAUUCCAAAGUUGUUGGAACGCUGUGGUGUGAAACAGGAUGAGGUAGCUAUGUGGGAAAUCAAUGAAGCAUUCAGUGUUGUUGCCCUGGCAUGCCAAAAAAUGUUGAAGCUGGACAUGAACAAACUCAAUGUUCAUGGUGGUGCUGUUAGUCUUGGACAUCCAAUUGGAAUGUCUGGCGCCCGUAUUGUCAAUCACCUGAUUUAUGCCCUGAAGCCUGGCGAAAAGGGUGUUGCAGCUAUCUGCAAUGGAGGAGGUGGAGCUUCUUCCAUCAUGAUUGAGAAACUACCUCUGGAAUGCCCUCCAAAUGGAAAGCCACGUCUCACAUUGUACACUAAGGAUCCUUGUCCUCUCUGUGAUGAACUCAAAGUGGACUUAAAGCCUUUCCUUCAUGAAGUUGAGUUAAGUUCAGUGGAUAUUUCAGCUCAGGGCAAUGAAAGAUGGGACAAAUUAUACCGUUAUGAAAUCCCUGUUUUAUUUUUAGAAGGUCAAUACCUCUGCAAACAUCGACUAGACAAAGUUAGUCUUGAGAGACGGUUGAAACUAGUUAAAGAACACUGGGGUUAGAAACACUUUUGAAAGGCUCCUAGCAUAUAUUAUUAGAAGCAAAGAACGCUUGUACCAAAAGACUGAAUCUUGAGCAAUUGAAUGCAGUAUAAAGGAACACUGUUUUCAUAUCACAUAGGUAUCAUAUUUCUGUGUGAAAAUAAUGAAGGAGUAAUUAAAUUAUUUUAGAAGCAAGUUAGUGACAUUAAAGGAUCUCUACUGGAA
This is a messenger RNA of Thrips palmi, 1861 nucleotides long. RefSeq names its product acetyl-CoA acetyltransferase, mitochondrial (gene Acat1). The transcript is spliced from 10 exons. NCBI's taxonomy places the organism in Eukaryota, Metazoa, Arthropoda, Insecta, Thysanoptera, Thripidae. The coding region runs from base 125 to 1657 and encodes 510 amino acids. Gene Ontology annotation, biological process: fatty acid beta-oxidation. The record is from RefSeq and is a predicted model, not a curated record. Gene Ontology annotation, molecular function: acetyl-CoA C-acetyltransferase activity.